GUACACGUUAUAUAAAUAAGUUUUGGUUUGCCAGCUGGGUCAGAACAACUCCAGAUUCAUGAGCGGAAAACUCGAUAUUUGAGUGGAUUUUUCUCCUCAUUUCACCGUGUUUUUGAUCGUUUGGACCGUAAGUAGUCGUGUGUUUUUACAUAUCUAAACUUUUUGCCGUGUGUUGUGUGUUUUACGUAAGAGUUCCGUUGAAGAAGUCAUCUUGUAACUCUCAAAAGUUUAAUUAAAACUUAACUUGGUAACAAAACGACAACUUGACUGAAGCUGGACAGAUUUAAAAAGAGUGAACAUUAACAUCGACUGAAGUCAUAACCUUCUCCUGUGACAUUUUAAAACUUUAUUAGUGAAGGUAAGUGAUAAGGUAAGCACAAAGGAAGCAGGUUCGAGGUGUUUUUGUCGUUUUUAAUCAAACCAAUCAAUCAGUACAUGUUUCCUCAAGUUUCAUUUUACUGGAGUUUUCCACGUUUGAGUUUUAAAGUCUUAAAAACAACCGUCAGAGCUCAAUGAAGUGUGUCCAGCUUACUUUUUACCUCUCCUUAGUGUGUCUUGAAAAGGAAAAACAAACACUUUUGACCUCAGAUAACAGGCUUUUUUAAUUUAUUUAUUUUAUCUAACUGUAAUUUAAUGUUUGCUAUUUAUUGUAAAUGGGUCCUAUGGCUUGUAAUGGGUGUUAACCAUAGACUGUAUAUACUAUAUUCUAGAUACAGUUUAUGGUUAACAUGUCUUGACAUAACUCUCCAAGUGCAAUGAAUAAGAAUGUAGUUCUCACUUUCGACCACUAGAGGCACUGUGAUUUUUAGGGAAUUGUAAUAUUUUUCACUGUUGAUAUUAUCCUGAUGCCUAAUGAAAAUAAAUGUGAAAUAAAAGUAAAAUACUCAAAUUACAAGGUGGAAAAUUGAAAGAAACAAAAGCAGAAAAGAUUAAAAUGAUCCAAAUUGAAUUAAUAUCUCCAAGUGCAGUUUAAUCGAUAAGUAGACUGUUUUCGAGCAAGAUAUCUGCAGCAUAUAUGGUCCAGAUUGACUUCCCCCCUCAUUCUUAUAAACAUGUGGCAUCAUUAUUUUAAAGUUUAUUUAAUUUUCUUUUUACUCACUGACCUUGAAAUAACUGUCUGAUUUCUUUCUUUUAAACAUCAGUAAUCCAAGAUGGCAAACGGUCAUGUGGAAAUCCACGACCCCCUCACCAACAGCAGAGACCGCAGCAGCAGCAAAGACUGUGACCCCAAAUCUACGUCAGACAUGGAGGACACCACAGAGUUCAGACUCCUCAUGGCCUACGCUCAGAGGAGGAGAAGAAAAGACAAAGUCUUGAUUCCAAAGGGCUUGGUAUUAGUAGGACAAUGUGGCUUAGCUGAUAACGGAUUACCUCAGGAACCACCCAAGGCCGAAAACGAGGUGAAGAAGGGGAAGAAGAGGGGGAGGAGAGGAUGGAAAAAGCUGCCAAAGCUUUUGAGCUGCAUCAGUCAUGCAAAACCCGAACUUUCUCCUGCACCUCAGGGACGUGCUGCUGAUUUCACCUGUCGCAGUGGAGAUAUUAAAGAAGGUGAGCAUCAAGACAAAGUGUCAGCAAGUCUUUUCAGAUUAUUAAAAUACCUCCACUAAGAUUAGGAUACUAUGAACUGUGUACAUAAACAAAAAUGCAAGAGGGGGAAAAAGAUCAUAUUCAGUGAGACCAUAUUUGAUCAAAAUGAAAAUGCCAAAAUAGCCUUUUAUGUACAGCAAGAGCAGUGUUUGCAGUGAUUUUUUUUUUUCAAGCUCUAGUAUUGUUUUUUGCACUUUUGACUCAUCAGUUGGUUAAAACAAACAAGUAUAAUGUGAGCUGUCAUUUAAAAAACAGUUUCAAAGACAAUUCUAAAGAAAAAACCUGGUGGGUAAAGGCAUCAGACUCGUGACUUAUAACAGUAAUGCGAUGAGCUGUUCGUUGUGUCACGAGCUCACCUUUUUGUUUCCCUUACCUGCCGCCUGCUUUCCUCCAUCAGAUAGUAAGAUGAUUGACCGUUACAGCAGACCAGCAGAGCUUUAUGUGAAUUAUUCACAGUCACGAGUUCAUUCAUACAGCAUGUUUACAACAAUCACGGCUAACCAAAGUGCUUCUCAGGGUUUGAACUGUAUCAGCACAAGACCAAAUAUGGAUUAAGGAUAAUAAUAAGUGCAACCACAGUGAACAAGUCAUUCAGUAAACUCAUCACAGAAGUUAUCUGAGGACACCUAAAUGAAAAAGCUGUUCUAGACCCAAAGGUGCUACUAUAUCCUGGUGACCUGCUUUUAGUUCAACCAAAACUCCCUGGUCAGUUUUCCUGCUUGUUUUUCCCCAUGACGCAUGUUCCUGUCAACUCCCAGUGCGUAAUAAAACCUCAGUUUUUACCUUUGUACCCGAGGUUCAGCAUUUUUCGAACGCAGCUCAUCAAGCAGGCUGCGGUUUCACUCACGUAACCACGUGUUAAUACUGCUGACUGUUCAAACGUCAUCGUUCACCCCGCUGGCUGUGAGUCAGUUCUCCCUAAAUCUGACUAUGAUCUUUUGGGAAUUUCUCAGGAUGAUGUGUUUCGUUCCCACUCAGAGAUUCAGGCUCGGACAAGUAGCUAAACUUUUUAAGCAUUUGUCAUCAGUGUGUUUUGAUCAUUUCUUUCAGAUGAAGUAAAAGAAAAGGAAAACUUGGACAGGGCGGUGAGCAGACUGACAGAAAUCAUCAGCGACGUCCCAUUCACCCCGCCAGAGGUAGAGACGGAUUCCUCAGACGGUAAGUUUGAGUUUCCUCACGACAACAUAGACACCGAGGUUAGACUCAAUCUGAGAACAUUCAGCUAUUUUUGCUGCACAAACUUGUUUAUCAAGUUUCAACAAAACAAAUAUAACGUGGAUUUAUUUAGGUGUUUCAUGAUGUUUGACUUCGAAUGUGAGUUUCUGGUUAUUGACCUUUUUGUUUGUUUUUAUUUUUUAAGAUGUGGAGAAAGUUAUCGGCCUGCUGCUGAGGGAAGCUGGGGACAGACUGAAUGAACAGGUUGGGUGAAAACAUUUCCUUUUAUUAUAAAAAAUAUCCAGAUUUCUUUACUAAUAGAGAAGAAGAAAGGCAGCAACACUGAGUUUGAGUCAAAAGAACCAGAUUCCUAUCAUAAAAAGACUGAUUAACUAACACAUUUGGAUGCAGAAAUCCUGGAUUCAAGGGAUUUCAGUGAGCUUUUAAAAACUGCAACGCUAAACGUAUAAGAUACGACACCAAUAGUGCAAAUAUUUGUUACGUAUAUGUCAUUUUACCUUCAAAUGCAACCUCAUCUCUGCCCUCUAAAGUUGUUGAAAAGCUUUUGUUUCGGUGUGUAAAUCAGAUUCAUUGUCCUGAACAGAAAAAUGUGUUUUUUCUUCAGGAGGAGGAGCUGAAAACAGCUGUUUCAAGGAUUUUCUGGAACUAUGAUUUCUUCGAGAGGCUUCUAUCGACUCUCCUCAACAGGAUGGGUCUCCUGCCCUCUAACCCGGACUCUCCGGGACCACAAUCAUCGCCCAAAACCCAGAUCGCUGUGACCUGUGAAGUAAGAGCAGCUCUGACUUGUUAUAAAAACUAAAUAGAGUUGAGGAGGUGGGACAUUGAGGUGAAAACUAAUGUCUCUUUAUAAUCUACAACAAUAAUACAGAAGGCUGACUAUUUCUGUAAGUGUAUUUUUAAUGUCUGAAACUGUUGUGGUCGUCAGUACGCUAGAGAUGGUAGUGAGACAUUUGACUCUUAAAAGACAGCAGACAACUUUUUUUAAAAUCCGAAUCAUGUCUCACUUGUACAAGACAAGUGAUUUUAGGUGUUAAAAAUUAAAGCUAUAAGAAGUUAUCAGACUUGAUGGUUUCAUUUGAUUUUAAAGGUCGCAAAGAGUCAUUAAAAGCAGUUUUUGACUCGGCUGAAAACUCUUCAUAGAAACUUUUAAGAAAAUUAAAUUUCAGUUUAUUUAAGCCUCUUGACAUUUAACAGAGAACCUUCUAAAAGCAUUUUACUGUUUUAAUUUUUUGAAGUCAUGGGCUUAAAUGAUAGAAAACAACCCUGCAUACGACUCUUUUUUUCUGCUGUUGAUUCAGACGUUUUGUUUUCCUAACAGGUCACUAGUCGUCUGUCUGCAGCUGACACACUGCCUAUGCGCCGCCUGCUCGGACACGGAGCGAGGUACCUGCAGGAACAUUACUCAACCUGGGUUCAGCAGCAGGGCGGAUAUGUGAGUUAAACUCAUUCACACAUUUUCUUUAUCAUCCCUCUUGAGAUAGUGCGAUUGUGCAGGAUUCUCACUCACAUUUCUUCCUCAGGAGGAGGCUUUUUACAGUGAUAAUGAGGACGAUGAAGAGUGAACGGACAGGGUUUUUCUAAGUCGAUAUCGCCCUCUUCAGGCAAACAGAAAAACUGCCACAUUGUGCCUUCAACCUGCCAGCUCAUUAAGCAGUUCCUUCUGUUUAACACCUCUCAAAGAAGCCACUUACAGAGGUGUUUUUAGUGCUUUCAGCUCUGGGUUUUUCCACAAGGAACAAAUAAAGUCUCAGGACAUUGACUGUCAAAUCCGUUGACAUGCACAUUAAACCCAAACUGGACAAGCACUCAUAUAUCAGUGUCAAAAUGCCAAAAACAAUUAACUGUAGCAUGCGUGUGUGUGUGUGUGUGUUUCUGUUAAGUAAUUUUUAUUUGUAAUAAGUGAUUAAAUGCCAACAUUUUGCUGAUGUUUGAAACGAAACCAUUGUUAUGCUGUUGCCUCAUCAUGUGGUUAAAGGAGAAGACAGCGUGAUAUUCCAGCAGUGACUGUCAGAUAACUCUUAAUAUGAUCCAAGAAAAUUCCUGUUAAAAGGGAAUUUAUUAAACAACAACUACCUGUGAUUUUCUUGGUGAGUCGGGACUUCUACGUCUUAAUGUCUGUUAAAUCAUCUCCGUUUCUCUUCUGUACUUUGAUUUAUAGACAUUUAAGUGAGAAAUCAGAGUUUUGCACAUUUGUAUUAGCACUUUUUUUCCCAUCUGAAUCAGUAUAAUGGUAUCAUGUUCCUCUCUGAGGGAUGUUACCUUUAAUUUUUCAUUGUGGAAUUUAAUGUAUUUGUUUUUUUUGUUUUUUCUACUUUAUUGAAGAAUGUCAGGAUCGAAUUUUGACAAAAUGUAUGCUUUAUAUUUAAAAAAAAUUCUAUCUAUGCAAAUGUUUUCAUGGCUAAAAAUAAACUUGAAUUGUCGCAUAAACUCUUAGCUUCAUGUGUCUUAAAAUUUUUGUAACAGUUCUGCACUUCUAGACCAAAUACAAAGGAUGGCAUGAACUUUGAAAAAUCUGGUUGUGGUAGUUGUGAAAGGCAAACAGUGGUAGACCAAGAAUACAAACUCAGAAAUUACUCCAAUACUUGAAAAAGUUGCUCCUUAAAAUUAUGAUUAUUUAAAUGUAAUUAUAGGAGAACUUUAUUUUGAAAAUACUAAAUCAAUGAAAAUAUUUCUGAAACUGUAACACCAGUAAAUUACAUAUUGGUGCAGCUUUCAUUAAGUUUGUAAAAAUGAAUAGAAGUACAUAACUAUAGAGUAAGCACAAAUGAGGGUCAUAUCAGUGGGAAGCAGAGGGUGCACCAUAAUCUUCCAGAAAAGAAAACAGGAAAUCCUGGACAAGAUAGUGGCGCCUCAGUAAGGCAGUCAAAUAUUUAGUUUGUGUAAAAGUAAUUGAAUGAUGUAAUAUUUCAGAUGUUGCUGAAAAAUACAAUAAUUUUCUCACUUAUUAAUCUAAAAGUUUCACUGUAUUGAUGGUGCAGUUGCAUUUGCCUGUUUCACCACAAUUGGAGUAACUGCUGCUGGUAAGAUUGUCAACUGCAAUAGUGUCCCGAAAAGAUAUUUACCGAUAACCUACCUCUGUGUGUGAGCUUCAUGUCAAAAAGGACAUGAAGACUACUAUUCUAAUGUAAUAAAAAGUCUUUUAAUUGUUUUCCUGAAUUAAAUGAGUGUUUUCAGUUCAGUAAAAAGCUGAAUUAAUAAAAUAAGUGAGAUGAAGUCGCAAAAAAACAGCACAACCCCAUGGACAAAAAAGAAACUGCAGGCAGAAUGAGUAGCCGGUGUGACCUUAAUUGAAUUUUUCAUCCAUCUCCUUUUGUUAACAUUUUGUAAGCUCACAGCGAAUAAACUAUCAAGUGACAACUUGUUUCAAUUUUAAGAUUGAUUCGGCUUGAUUAUGUUUAAUCCUAACGGCAUUUAAAGUAAACUUUAUCAACAAUGUGAAAUCUUGCUUGUAUCUUCCAGCAAGCAUUUCAACUGUAGACUUACAGACUUUAGACUGUAUAUAGAAUGGGCGCCGUCUGCCUCCUCGCUGGGUGAAGCCACUCUGAGAACAGCACCCUCUGGUGACGGGCUGCAGUAUAGGUCAUAAAUCCCGCCUCCGCCAGCAAAGCCUAUGGGGCUGUGGACAAACUUUUGAAAUUUAUUACACAGAAUGUAAAUUUUUUCCCCCCUGCUUGCGAUGUUGACAUGUAGUUAUUGUAAGACUGCUUUGUGCUCAAGUCCUCUUUUUUUCUGUGAAGCUCAAUUUUCAAAAUUUUUUACGGGGUUCAUGUUUUCAAUGAUUGACACCUGAUACAGCCUAUGGUCAUACGAAGAUUGCGUAUUUAACCCCAGGGCCAUUUUUCAUUAAUUUUUUUGUAGGAUGGUAGGGUAAAGUCCCGCCUCCUUCACCUCUGAUUGGUUAGAAAAGCUUGAAACAUCAUUACACACUCAAGCCAAACGCAGGCUGUUUGCUUUGUACAUCGCACAGAACAUAACAGAACACUAUCCCACUUCUAAAUCUCCUAACCCUAACCCUCAUCCUAAUCCUAACCCUAACCCUUAGCCUAACCCUAACCUGA
This is a messenger RNA of Xyrichtys novacula (pearly razorfish), 6821 nucleotides long. The record is from the annotation of a GenBank genome assembly. Lineage: Eukaryota; Metazoa; Chordata; Actinopteri; Labriformes; Labridae.